Leopardus geoffroyi (Geoffroy's cat) is the source of this 5273-nucleotide messenger RNA. RefSeq names its product coiled-coil and C2 domain containing 2A (gene CC2D2A). NCBI's taxonomy places the organism in Eukaryota, Metazoa, Chordata, Mammalia, Carnivora, Felidae. The transcript has 39 exons. The coding region runs from base 230 to 5125 and encodes 1631 amino acids. Gene Ontology annotation, biological process: non-motile cilium assembly; protein localization to ciliary transition zone. The record is from RefSeq and is a predicted model, not a curated record. Gene Ontology annotation, cellular component: ciliary transition zone.
GGAGUGACCUCCCUUAGGAACGUGUUGCUAAGCGGGUGUUUUUGCUCCCAGAGCUUCAGCCUCCCAGGGAGCAGCCCUGGGUCCGCCCCAACGCUCAGCCUUUCCCUUUGGACUCUUUCAGAAGAUUCGACAGCAAGACUCCGUCUCUCCCCACUUUCCUUUCAUCCCAGGAAGCGGAAUCUGCAAAGCACUUUGUAAAGUUGCUUAAGGAGCAGACACUGCAGCCAAAAUGAAUCCCAAGGAAGAAAAAGUGAAAAUAAUCACAGAGGAGUUCGAUGAAAAUGAUGAGGAUACAGGUGUGGGAAGCCAGAAGAAGACCUCAAAGAUGGCAAGACAGAAAAGGAAGAAACGGCUGCCCGCCGCUGGCCCCGAGGAAAUGGUGUCUGAAAAUCCCCACCUAGGCAACCAGCCGGAGCCCCUGCAGGAAGAUUCUGACACUCGCCCCCUGAGCAUGACCACCCGUCGAGGCCCCCGGAGCUUACCUCCAAUUCCUUCAGCUUCCAGAACGGGCUUUGCAGAAUUUUCCAUGAGGGAACGCAUGAGGGAGAAACUGCAGGCUGCCAGGUCCAAAGCAGAAAGCACGCUGCUGCAGGAAAUCCCCACCCCUCGGCCCAGGCGCUUACAGAGUCCCGGUGAGAAAGAACUGGAGACCGAAUUUGGCGCGGAGCCAGGGGAGGAGGCACAAAAGACUCAACAAGAAGAUGAUUCCCAAAGUCGCUCGAGAGUAAAGUUUCGUGAUUCUGUACGAAAAAUCAAGACUAAACCCCCGGUCCCACCUGGCUUCCCUUCUGCCGAAGAAGCCUAUAACUUCUUCACUUUCAACUUUGAUCCUGAACCGGAGGAAUCAGAGGAAAAACCAAAAGCAAAAAAUAGAGAUGGAACUACCCAAGAGGAGGAGGAAGGAGAGGAAGAAGAGCCACCUGUGCAGGGAAUCCACAAAACGGAUGAACAAUUGCUGAUUAGUGCUACAGAGGCCGAGGCUUUUCUGUGGGGCUUAGAUCACGCAGCUGCGGAUUUUGUGGCAGUCAGACCUGCAGAUUAUGAAAGCGCCCACGUCCGACUACAGAUGGAAAAAGAACUCCUGUUCGUGCCCAGCAGGCUGACAGUGCCUACGUAUAAAAAGCUUCCCGAGAACGUACAGCCCAGAUAUCUGGAAGAUGAAGGCCUGUACAUCGGCACAAGACCGGACGUGCCUCGCACCUGUCAGAACAUCAUGGAGAACAGGUUGCUGACACAGGAACCUGGAAGAAGGUGGUUCGGAGACGAUGGGCGAAUCGUAGCACUGCCAAACCCCAUCAAGCCAUUUCCUUCAAGACCACCGGUGUUGACACAGGAGCAAGACUUCAGGGCAGAACUUGAAACAUUGUAUAAAAAGGCGGUAAAAUAUGUCCACAGAAGUCAGCACAUGAUUGGGUCUGGAGACUCCCCGGGAAAUUUCCAACUGGACAUUGAUAUUUCAGGGUUAAUCUUCACUCAUCAUCCCUGUUUCAGCCGCGAGCAUGUUUUGGCAGCCAAGCUGGCCCAGUUAUAUGACCAGUACCUGGCAAGACACCAGAGAAACAAGGCAAAAUUUCUUACUGACAAGCUCCAAGCUCUAAGAAAUGCUGUCCAGACAGGACUUAACCCAGCAAAAACUCAUAAGUCUCUUGAUACGACCCAAAAAACUAUCAAUGAGUAUAAAUCUGAAAUUCGGCAAACAAGAAAACUGCGUGACGCUGAACAAGAAAAAGAUCGAAUGUUGCUUAAAACCAUCAUAAAAGUUUGGAAGGAGAUGAAAUCCCUUCGAGAAUUUCAGAGGUUUACAAAUACACCCUUGAAACUUGUUUUGAGAAAGGAAAAGGUUGACCAGAAAGCAGACGAAGAAGCAUACGAAGCAGAAAUUCAAGCCGAAAUAAGCGAGUUGUUGGAAGAACACAUGGAAGAGCAUGAGCAGAAGAUGGAAGCGUACAGAGCCGCGUACCAGCAGUGGAAAGCCUGGAAGAAAGCCCAGAGGGCCAAGAAGAAGAAAAAGAAGCAAGCAGUCGAAGAGCAUCCCGAAGAGGAGAUGGGGGAGCCGUAUCCUGAGGAGGAUCUGGUGAAACCGGUCCCCCCGGAGCCCACUGAUCGGGCCCUGAUGGAGCACCAGGUGAGGGAGAGGGCAGCCCGGAGCAGGAGAAGGCCUGGGGAGCCGCUGCUGGUCCCGGAGCUGAGCCUGGCAGGGAGCGUCACACCCAACGAGCAGUGUCCCAGGGUGGAGGUCUUGCGAAGGGAGGACGUCAAGAGACGCUCAAUAUAUCUAAAGGUGAUCUUCAACGACAAAGAAGUGUCCAGGACCGACAGUCGGCCCCUCGGGGCAGACUUCCGAGUUCACUUUGGACAGAUUUUCAAUCUGCAAAUAUUCAACUGGCCGGAGAGUUUGACACUGCAGGUAUACGAAACAGUUGGACACAGUGGCACCACUUUGCUGGCAGAAGUGUUUCUGCCUAUUCCUGAAACGACCAUUGUCACUGGAAGGGCUCCCAUUGAAGAAGUGGAGUUUAGCAGUAACCAGCACGUGACCCUGGACCACGAGGGUGUUGGAAGCGGAAUGCCCUUCUCAUUUGAAGCCGAUGGUAGCAAUCAACUGAUUCUCAUGACCUCGGGGAAAGUGUCCAACAGCGUGGCAUGGGCCAUUGGAGAAAAUGGGAUCCCUUUGAUUCCUCCACUGUCACAGCAGAACAUUGGAUUUAGAAGUGCUUUGAAGAGAGCAGAUGCCAUCUCGUCCAUUGGCACAUCGGGACUGACAGACUUGAAAAAGUUGGCCAAGUGGGCAGCAGAGUCCAAGCUCGACCCGAAUGACCCCAACAAUGCCCCUUUGAUGCAGCUAAUCUCGGUUGCUACUAGCGGUGAAUCCUACGUCCCUGAUUUCUUUCGACUGGAACAGCUGCAGCAAGAAUUUAACUUUGUUUCAGAUGAGGAGUUAAAUAGAUCCAAACGAUUCCGGCUUCUUUGUCUUAGAAGCCAAGAGGUGCCAGAAUUCCGAAAUUACAAGCAAAUUCCAGCAUAUGACCGGGAAAUUAUGGAAAAGGUAUUCCAGGACUAUGAGAAACGGUUACGAGACAGAAAUGUAAUUGAAACCAAGGACCACAUAGAUCCCCAUAGGGCCAUGGUAGCCAAGUACCUCCAACAGGUUAGAGAAUCAGUGAUCAAUCGUUUCCUAAUUGCAAAACACCAUUUUCUUCUUUCGGAUUUGAUAGUAGAAGAAGAAGUUCCCAAUAUCAGUUCUGAAGGCUCAGGCAUUUUGGGGCUAAGCCUUUUCAAGCUGGCAGAACAAAAGCGACCACUGAGGCCAAGGAGAAAAGGCCGGAAGAAGGUGACGGCCCAGAACCUGUCCGAUGGAGACAUAAAGGUGCUGGUGAACAUUAUCCGGGCUUAUGACAUUCCUGUGAGGAAGCCGACAGCAAGCAAAUUCCAGCAGCCAUCAAGGUCUUCAAGGACUUUCAGCGAAAAGCAUGCUGCCUCCCCAACCACACACAGCCCGACCCACAGUGCUGACUACCCCCUCGGCCAGGUUUUAGUACGUCCUUUUGUAGAAGUUUCUUUUCAACGAACGAUUUGCCACACAACUACAGCUGAAGGACCAAACCCCAGCUGGAAUGAAGAACUUGAACUUCCAUUUAGGGCCCCCAAUGGAGACUACAGCACAAGCAGUUUGCAGUCAGUGAAAGAUGACGUGUUCAUUAACAUUUUUGAUGAAGUGCUCUAUGAUGUCCUGGAGGAUGACCGUGAAAGAGGAAGUGGAAUCCACACCCGUAUUGAGAGACACUGGUUGGGAUGCGUGAAGAUUCCAUUUAGCACGAUAUAUUUCCAAGCCAAGAUUGAUGGGACAUUUAAAAUAGACAUUCCCCCCGUUCUCCUGGGCUACAGCAAGGAACGGAGCAUGAUUAUCGAGCGGGGUUUUGACUCCGUGCGAAGCCUGAGUGAAGGCUCCUACAUCACCCUGUUCAUCACCAUGGAGCCUCAGCUGGUUCCCGGGGAGUCGGUUCGAGAAAAGAUGAGUGACGUACUUAAAAAGUUUGAUUCUCAGGAAGAUGAGAAAUUGCUACAAGCAACGGAGAAGUUUCAAGCUGAAUGUGCCUUAAAGUUUCCACAUCGUCAAUGCCUCACGACAGUGACUGACAUAAGUGGAAAAACCGUCUUUAUCACUCGUUACCUCAAGCCAUUAAACCCUCCACAGGAGCUCUUGGAGGCCUGCCCCAACAACCCACAAGCAACGGCAGAACUGGUGGCCCGAUAUGUGUCAUUGAUUCCUUUCUUGCCUGACACUGUUUCAUUUGCUGGCAUCUGUGACCUGUGGAGCACAUCUGACCAAUUUCUUGAUCUCCUGGCAGGAGACGAAGAGGAGCAUGCGGUUUUACUAUGUAAUUAUUUUCUCUCCCUGGGUAAAAAGGCCUGGCUGGUGAUGGGCAGUGCUAUUCCUGAGGGUCCAACUGCCUAUGUUCUAACUCGGGAGCAAAGUCACUAUUUAAUAUGGAAUCCCUGCAGUGGACAUUUUUAUGGACAAUUCGAUACAUUCUGUCCCUUAAAAAGUGUGGGCUGUUUAAUAGGUCCCGAUAAUAUUUGGUUUAAUAUUCAACGACAUGACUCUCCACUACGGAUAAAUUUUGAUGUCACCAAGCCCAAGCUAUGGAAGUCUUUCUUUUCAAGAAAUCUUCUAUAUCCUGGCCUUUCCAGUGUUCAGCCAGAAGAACUAAUUUACCAGCGCACAGACAAAGCGGCCGCAGCUGAGCUACAAGACAGGAUUGAAAAAAUACUCAAAGAGAAAAUCAUGGACUGGCGGCCACGGCAUCUGACCAGGUGGAACAGGUACUGCACCUCCGCGCUACGACACUUCCUGCCUCUGUUAGAGAGAAGCAGAGGAGAGGACGUGGAAGACGACCACAGAGGAGAGCUGCUCAAGCAGCUGGGAGACUACCGGUUCUCUGGAUUUCCCCUUCACAUGCCCUAUUCUGAACUGAAGCCUUUAAUUGAAGCAGUAUAUAGCACUGGAGUACAUAAUAUUGAUGUUCCUAAUGUUGAAUUUGCUUUAGCUGUAUAUAUCCACCCAUACCCCAAAAAUGUUUUGUCUGUUUGGAUCUAUGUUGCCUCUCUCAUACGCAACAGGUAACUUUUUUCAUCGUAUACUUUUUAUAUCAUGUAGAAACUAUUUCCUAGGACAAUAAUCUUAAGUGAUAUUGAUCACAUCAGAAGGAAAAAAUUAUUUGUAAAUAAUGAAAUAAAAUGAUCGUUUUCAAAAUAAGUGUUUUUAUUUAGUA